This is a messenger RNA of Poecilia latipinna (sailfin molly), 1473 nucleotides long. It is a transcript of the gene fam177a1a, whose product is annotated as family with sequence similarity 177 member A1. The record is from RefSeq and is a predicted model, not a curated record. The transcript is spliced from 5 exons. NCBI's taxonomy places the organism in Eukaryota, Metazoa, Chordata, Actinopteri, Cyprinodontiformes, Poeciliidae. Bases 67 to 690 code for a protein of 207 amino acids.
CUUUUAUUUUGAAAGACCGGAAGCAGCUCAAACGUCUGUAGUAGCGCGUUGAAAGCAAUGAGUUAGAUGACAGAUUUGUCCUUGUUAUUAACUAAUGACAACAUUUCAUUGAGGCAAAAUAUGGAAGCAGAAGUGUGUACAGCAGGGUCCACAGAAUUUGAGACUGUGGAGAUUGCUGAGUGUAAGUCGAGGAAGGUGAAGGUUCCCCGGAGGAUCAUUCACUUCGCCAACGGGGAAACCAUGGAGGAGUACAGCACUGAUGAAGAGGAGGAGGAAGAGGAUCAUGUGAAGCAGGUCGUUUCAGUUGAUACGUCCAAACUGACCUGGGGUCCUUAUUUCUGGUUCCACAUGUGGAGAGUGGCGACCUCCACUAUUUCAGUGUGCGACUACAUGGGCGAGAAAUUGGCCUCCCUGUUCGGCAUCACCUCUCCAAAGUACCAGUAUGCCAUUGAUGAGUACUACCGCAUGAAGAAAGAGGAGGAGGAGGAAGAGGAGGAAAACCGUCUCGCUGAUGAGGCGGAGCGCACGUUUGCGGCGCAGCGGAGAGGCGAGCAAGAAAAUUCGACCACGGUGAAGGAGCAGCCGGAAGGAAACGGAGCCACAUUUGUGAACGUCAGCUUUGAGCUCGAACCAGAGUCGUCGCUCAGGAAUCCCGAUCCAAACAGAGUCCCGUCUCCUCUCCCCUCCUGAAAAGAAAACAAAAAACAAAAACUGAUUCACACGUUUCAAAUUGUCGGUUAAACCCGAACUUACUCAGCUCCAUGCACUAAUUUUUAUUUUCUAUUUUUUUUUCCUGUUAUGUUUUGUAACAGAUUAAUUUAAUCACAACAGUGGAAGUGGCUGCGGAACGCCAUAUCUGUGAAUGUGACUUUUGAGUGUGGCAUGUAAUCUAUGCAAAACUAGAGGUCAGCCUGAAAGUGUCUUUUACUCUGCAACAAGGUCCUGACGUGUCCUUCUAAGUAAGCGCAUGAUCCCAGCGGAACAGUGCACUGUGCCUUUUCUUCACCCAACACUUUAUUCUGCCAUCAUGUUGUGUGGAGAAUCACACUUUAAAGGACAUGUUGCAGCCCAGCUGGUGGUUUUGAUUGGGGAGAUGUACAUGAUGGGUGUGAAAUGUAAAGUGAAUAGUAGUUGUAGUCUUGUAUUUCCAACUCCCUCUCCCCCCCCAAAACAACAGGACUCCUGAAUGUAGAAACAUUUAGAAGCUAACGAGUAAAGAAAAACAUUCAGAAUUUCAAGAUGUUUGAGAGACCCCUUUCUGUGCUGACCCCUCUUUAACUGUGAAUGAAAGGUCCGAUAAACACCAACAUAUUUGCCUUAUACGAGUGCUAUAAAGGGAAAUUAAAGGCUGAGUAUAUGCUUAAGAGCUUUACUUUUGUAUCAUUAGAACAGGUGUGUGUUUAACCCCAGAAAAGAGGAUUUCUGGUUUUUGAUUACACUCCAGUAGAUGUUUAUACGUGUUACCUGUUCUGU